Molecule: messenger RNA, 2538 nt
Organism: Panonychus citri (citrus red mite)
Lineage: Eukaryota; Metazoa; Arthropoda; Arachnida; Trombidiformes; Tetranychidae
Exons: 4
Coding region: 492-2489 (665 amino acids)
Molecular function (GO): protein binding
Source: RefSeq, a predicted model, not a curated record
CACAAGAAGGUCUCUCUCAUUUGAACUUUUUCUUGCUUGAGAAAAGAUUACAUUUGAUCUCAACAUUACCUGUCAGUUUUAUCUCGCUUUCCACCUAUUGCAGUGCAUCACCUGAGACUCAUCAGAAAAGGAAACCCUCUCCUCUCCUCUCCCUCUCCCACUGCCGUCACUUUUUGUUUACCUUGUCAGUGAACAAAAAGUUUCUCUCAUUAUCUGUUCAGUAUUUGUUGGAAUCUAGUUGCUGUUCUGACAACUUUUUUAUUAUUAUUCUUCUUCAUCAUUCUAUUGAUAGUUUGAUUUCUUCUUUUAAAUUGUUAGUUCUACAAUUAAGUAUAUUGGACAAUUUGAUUCCCUCAAACGAUUAUAUUUACCUUGUUAUUCAAUUUUUAUGAAUUUUGUCUAGUAUUUUUACUUUUGAUAUUUCUUUUUGUUUUUUCUUCGAUAAUUUUGUCUUUUUAAUCAACUUUAAAUCAACAACCAACUUUUGAAAGAUGUUAAUUGUGCUUCUUGUUGUGAUUGGGAUGAUUCUCCAGCCCUCCAAUUCAACACCGAUUUCUUUAUUUCGAGAUAGAAGAGCCUUUUCUUACAUAGCAAAUGAAACAGCAUGUAUUGUUGACAGUAUAAUCUAUCAUGACGGUGAUCCCAUUCCAACGGAUGAUCCCUGUGAAUCGUGUAAAUGUAGACCUCCGGGUUUCUCAUGUGUGCUAAGAGAGUGCAAAGUGAAACCAGGAUGUAAGGCGAUUCGCCGGGAAGGUGAAUGUUGUCCAGAAUAUCAAUGCGGAUGUGAACACAAUGGAAAAUUUUUCAACGAUGGUGAUCAUAUACCCAAUGCUGAAAGUCCUUGUUACUCGUGUUACUGUCAAGGAAGCUCGAUAACUUGUGCCCUCGCUGAUUGUAAGUUUAGAUUUGAUUGUGAACCCGAAUAUGUACCAAAUGAAUGUUGUCCCAGGUACGACCAUUGUCAACCUGAGACACCUUUCUGGACAACAACUUCCAAGAGACCAUCAAUUACGAGGAUCACAACCAUGUCAACAACAUCGGCUUCACCUACGACCUCUCCACCGAUCACACCAAUUACAACAACUUCUACAGCUACUCCACCUCCAUCAUCAACACAACCUCCUCCUCCUCCUCCUACUACAACAAAACUUAUCACAACCAUGACUACAACAACUACGACAAUCACUCCCACAUCAAUGGUCACCUCAAUGAAAGAGGAAACAUCUGUCAGCCCAGAUAAUAGUCCAGCAUCUUCGUCAUCAACAUCAUCUUCACCCUCCCCGUCAACUACUAUCAUUUACUCAACUUUAGCGAAGGACGAACCUGUUAAAAUAUCCACUUCAGAAGCAGAUAAACCCUCAACAUCUAGUAUCAAUUUGGAAGCAUCUUCACCAUCAACAGUUACAACAACACCGAUGAUCAAAGAUGCCGUCACAACAAUUAAAGUUUUGAAUGAAGCAUCCACUUUACCGAUUAAUCCAAUUAUACCAGAUAUGAAGGAAAUUGAUGUAACGAGCUCACCAAUCACACUUUCAUCAGUUACUGAAUCAAAGGCUGAUGAUAAUUCAGAGGCCUCAGUUACUCCAAUACUUUUAACAACCGAGAAAUCAAUUGAUCAAUCAGGUUCUAGUGAAUCCACUUUCCAAAUAUUACCUUCAUCAACUUCAUCGUCGGUCGAGGCAACGACAUUAUCAAAUAAUGAGCCAUCUUCAAUUGCGCCGAUUAAACCUGCCGAUGAGCCGAUUGUCUCUUCUGAAUUGCCCCUUGGUGAUACAUCGAGUGAAACUCCCAUUUCCUCUUCCGAAAACCCGAAUAUUGAAGAAACUGCAUCGAUGGUUAAUGAUAAUCCACUUGAAUCAUCUUCACCUUCAGAACCUGAUCAAGAUUCACCAAAAUCACCAGAGACAGAAAAUGAAGUGACCACAAUAGUUGUUAAACCUGAAACCGUAUCUGAAGAUAAAUCAACUAAUAAUGAAGAGAAAGAAAUUAAUGUAUCGAUGGACCCAAAGGCUCCGAAUGUCCCUGAUAGUCCAAUUGAUUCAACCGAGAGUAAAUCAGAAGAAUCAAUUAACUCUGCCAAUACUAAUAGUGAACAACCAGAACCGGUGACAACAAUUGUUCCUAAUGGUGAAUCUCCAGCUGAAACAACUACAAUUGAGCUCGAAGAUAAUUACUUAACUACUCGUUUUCCGAUCCCUGAUUCGGAAUUAAGAGCUGAACAUAAAAAUGGGGAUUCAGACAUAAUUGUUGAUUCUGAUUCUCUUGAUUCUCCAACAAUCACAGUGUCAACAGUAACAGAAGAAAUCAGUGGUGGCGAUAAUCCAAAUAAAUUAACUUCAGAAGUAAUUAACAAUAUGGACUCAGCUUCAUCUUUAUCUUCACCAUCGACAACAUCAUCAUCUUCAUCAUCGCCAUUAUCAGAGACCAACCAACCAGAUAAUAAUAAUAAUGAAUUCAAUACACCUUCACCUGAUGUUAAUACUUCAUAAUUAGAAUUAAAUUAAAUUUUAUAAUUAUUAAAUUCAUUGAUCAAUCUUA